AGAGCUGAAAAAGGGAACAUCUAUUCGGUCAACUUAAUGUAAAAGCCAAAUGGCUGCAGAAAGAAAUAUUCUUAGUUUACGGUUUAAUCAGGAUCAAGGAUGUUUCACAUGUUGUAUGGAGUCUGGUCUUAGGGUAUAUAAUGUGGAACCGUUGGUUGAGAAAGCACAUCUGGAAAAUGAUGUCAUGGGGAGUAUAGCCAUUGCAGAAAUGCUAUGGAGAACAAACAUUAUUGCAAUAGUAGGUGGUGGUACAAGACCAAAAUUCGCAGAGAAUACAGUACUUAUUUACGAUGAUUUAUCGAAAAAAUUUGUAAUGGAAGUCACAUUCACUAGCCCUAUCAAGGCUGUCAGACUACGUAGAGACAAAAUGGUGGUGGCACUUCAACGAGAAAUACAUGUCUUUUCGUUUCCUAUGCCAACAAGAAGAUUACUGACAUUAGAAACAAGAGACAAUCCAAAGGGAUUGAUCGAAGUCGCUACAUUGGCUACCGCACAAAAGCAGCUUCUCGCGUUUCCUGGUCAUAAGCAGGGCAGUGUACAGUUAAUCGAUCUUGGUGCUACAGAAGCUGGAAGUUCUAGUGCUCCUGCAACCCUUGCAGCCCAUCAAGGUGCAUUGGCUUGUCUCGCAGUUAAUAGCAGUGGUACAAUGAUUGCAACUGCUUCCACGCAAGGUACAUUAGUCAGAGUGUGGGAUAGUGUACGUAGACACUUACUAGUGGAAUUGAGGAGAGGUGCUGAUCCUGCUACACUUUACUGCAUCACAUUUAGUAGAGAUUCGGAGUUCCUGUGUGCGUCCAGCGACAAAGGAACUGUACAUAUAUUUGCAUUAAAAGAUACUCAAUUGAAUCGCAGAUCUACUUUCUCAAAAAUGGGUUUUUUGGGAAAUUAUGUCGAAAGUCAGUGGGCACUGGCUACUUUUACCGUACCACCAGAAUGCGCUUGUGUAUGUGCAUUUGGUACAAGGAGCUCUGUCAUAGCUAUUUGUAUGGAUGGAACAUUUCACAAAUAUGUUUUCACAGCUGAUGGAAACUGCAACCGUGAGGCAUUUGACGUCUUCCUAGACGUUUGUGAUCAUGACGACUUUUAAUACGGACUGUAUAUUAUGUUUAUA
Molecule: messenger RNA, 1111 nt
Organism: Dufourea novaeangliae
Lineage: Eukaryota; Metazoa; Arthropoda; Insecta; Hymenoptera; Halictidae
Product: WD repeat domain phosphoinositide-interacting protein 4-like
Exons: 7
Coding region: 50-1087 (345 amino acids)
Biological process (GO): protein localization to phagophore assembly site; autophagy of mitochondrion; nucleophagy
Cellular component (GO): phagophore assembly site membrane; cytosol; extrinsic component of membrane
Molecular function (GO): phosphatidylinositol-3-phosphate binding; protein binding; phosphatidylinositol-3,5-bisphosphate binding
Source: RefSeq, a predicted model, not a curated record